Messenger RNA from Lepus europaeus (European hare), 3934 nucleotides. RefSeq names its product kelch like family member 21 (gene KLHL21). The transcript is spliced from 4 exons. The coding region runs from base 8 to 1801 and encodes 597 amino acids. Gene Ontology annotation, molecular function: protein binding. Lineage: Eukaryota; Metazoa; Chordata; Mammalia; Lagomorpha; Leporidae. The record is from RefSeq and is a predicted model, not a curated record. Gene Ontology annotation, biological process: protein ubiquitination.
CAGCGCCAUGGAGCGGCCGGCGCCCCUGGCCGUGCUGCCCUUCUCGGACCCCGCGCACGCCCUGAGCCUGCUGCGCGGCCUGAGCCAGCUCCGCGCCGAGCGCAAGUUCCUGGACGUGACCCUGGAGGCGGCGGGCGGCCGCGACUUCCCGGCGCACCGCGCCGUGCUGGCGGCCGCCAGCCCCUACUUCCGCGCCAUGUUCGCCGGGCAGCUGCGCGAGAGCCGCGCCGAGCGGGUGCGCCUGCACGGGGUGCCGCCGGACAUGCUGCAGCUGCUGCUGGACUUCAGCUACACGGGCCGCGUGGCCGUGAGCGGCGACAACGCCGAGCCGCUGCUGCGCGCCGCCGACCUGCUGCAGUUCCCGGCCGUGAAGGAGGCGUGCGGCGCCUUCCUGCAGCAGCAGCUCGACCUGGCCAACUGCCUGGACAUGCAGGACUUCGCCGAGGCCUUCAGCUGCUCGGGCUUGGCCAGCGCGGCGCAGCGCUUCAUCCUGCGCCACGUGGGCGAGCUGGGCGCCGAGCAGCUGGAGCGGCUGCCGCUGGCGCGCCUGCUGCGCUACCUGCGCGACGACGGGCUGUGCGUGCCCAAGGAGGAGGCCGCCUACCAGCUGGCGCUGCGCUGGGUGCGCGCCGACCCGCCGCGCCGCGCCGCGCACUGGCCGCAGCUGCUGGAGGCCGUGCGCCUGCCCUUCGUGCGCCGCUUCUACCUGCUGGCGCACGUCGAGGCCGAGCCGCUGGUGGCGCGCUGCCCGCCCUGCCUGCGCCUGCUGCGCGAGGCGCGCGACUUCCAGGCGGCGCGCUACGACCGCCACGACCGCGGGCCCUGCCCCCGCAUGCGCCCGCGCCCCUCCACCGGCCUCGCCGAGAUCCUGGUGCUCGUAGGCGGCUGCGACCAGGACUGCGACGAGCUGGUCACCGUCGACUGCUACAACCCGCAGACGGGCCAGUGGCGCUACCUGGCCGAGUUCCCCGACCACUUGGGCGGAGGCUACAGCAUCGUGGCGCUGGGGAACGACAUCUACGUGACGGGUGGGUCGGAUGGCUCCAGGCUCUAUGACUGCGUGUGGAGGUACAACUCGAGCGUGAACGAGUGGACGGAGGUGGCGCCCAUGCUGAAAGCCCGCGAGUACCACAGCUCCUCCGUGCUGGACGGGCUGCUGUACGUGGUGGCCGCAGACAGCACUGAGCGCUACGACCACACCACCGACUCCUGGGAGGCCCUGCAGCCCAUGACCUACCCCAUGGACAACUGCUCCACUACCGCCUGCCGUGGCCGGCUCUACGCCAUCGGCUCCCUGGCUGGCAAAGAGACCAUGGUGAUGCAGUGCUACCACCCCGAAACCGACCUGUGGUCGCUCGUGGACUGUGGCCAGCUCCCUCCCUGGUCCUUUGCGCCCAAGACUGUGACGUUGAACGGACUCAUGUACUUUGUCAGGGAUGACUCUGCCGAAGUGGACGUGUAUAACCCGACGAAGAAUGAAUGGGACAAGAUCCCAUCCAUGAAUCAGGUGCACGUCGGGGGCAGCCUGGCCGUCCUGGGAGGGAAGCUCUACGUCUCUGGGGGCUACGACAAUACGUUUGAACUCUCGGACGUGGUGGAGGCCUAUGACCCGGAGACUCGGGCGUGGAGUGUGGUGGGGCGGCUCCCCGAACCCACCUUCUGGCACGGCAGCGUCAGCAUCUUCCGCCAGUUCAUGCCACAGACACCCCUGGGUGGGCGCGGCUUUGAGCUGGACAGUGGCAGUGGCAACAUGGACGCUGGCCGGCUGCGGCCGCCACAGAACCCCGACGAGCUGCACUAGCCCCGGCAAGGCCCAUGGUGGGCCUUGGUGCAGGAAACCCGGCACCUGCGGGGGUUAGCAACCCACUGCUUCGUGCACGAGGACAGGUUAGGGUCACAGGCAGAGCGCGGGUGGUCCAGCGAGCCCCAGGAUCUGUCACCCGGAAGGCCUCUGCAUUGAGCCUCGGCUGCUGGUACCGAAGGCCGUUCCUGGGCUGGGGAGGAGGUGCCGCUCCACAUGCAUGAGUCUUGGCUCCCACAGGUCACCCCCAGCUCACCCAGGCAGAGCACACAGCUUGCUCCCACCCUGGGAGGACAGGGGGAGGCGUCCUCCCGGGAGGGCCUGAAUGCCAGCACUGGAGCGUUGGGGUGCCAGACUCCAUGUCCGGUGCCGAGUGCCGCCGUGGGCCAGCUCCUCGCCCUGCUGUGGUGUCACACCAGAACAGCCCGGCCUCCUGGAGCUGAGCGCUGGAACAUGAGCUUGCGGGGUCUCGCGGGGCGGCUGCGGGUCUCCCUGGCCAGCCUGUCCGCAGGGGGGUGGAGACCUUCUUGGGCCUUGGUCCCAGGCCAGUGAAGGGGAGGGCAAAAGCCUGCCUUUCAAGGUUGUGGCUUCCUGCUGAGAGGCCUUGGGAAUUUGUCCUUGAGCCCCGGCCAAGCCAACAGCUGCACAUGCCCAGGUCCUCGGGCCUGUGAGGGGUGGCUCCUGUUGCUUCUAAGGGGUGGCCCGCACGGGGCCGCUCUCUGCCGUGGCUUCCUGGGUUUGAAAGGAGUCCGUGCUGUUUCUGGAGGUCCCUGCGGGAGUCGGGGUGCCAGGCCGCGCAGGUGCUGGCUUUAGCCCUCGGAGGUGCCUUUGCUGGGUUUGCCCUUUGCUCUCUCUCCGGAGAAGAGGGCAUUUGGCCUGCUGCUUCCUCGUAGGCAAGCGCUUGCAAGUGCCCUGUCCCAGGUGUUUUCUCGUAGGGGGCAGAGGAAGUAGGGUUAGCGCCGUCACUUACCACAUCGGGACCCUUUUAUCAGCCACACGGCUUUGCAGGAUGCCCGGCAGGGCUGCCAGCGACCCUGCCUGGCGUCUCCCGCGUGCUCUGAAGGAGAGCCCUUGGUGUGUGGCCACACUCUACGCGCGUCAUCACGUUAGGCUGGAAAACCGUGGGGCAGCCACGGCUCUUGGCUCUCUCCUUGGAGCUGCCGCUCACUGAGCACUGGGGACCAGGCUGGGAUGACGGACUGCACUGCGGCCACAGGCUCAGGCGCCCGUGUGCUGCAUGGGGUACCCCUUGGACACUGCUGGCUUCCUGUGCACCCCAUGCCAUUUCCCAAGUGCUGAAGCUCGGUUCUCGCUGGGCCCACCCUCGGCCCCCACCUUCGCCCCUCCUGCUCGUGAACUCCUCAGUGAGCUCCUUUGCUGCUGAGCCAUGGGGUGGGCGGGUGGUGGUGGCCUGUCUUGGGGACAGCAGGGCAGGGCUCAGCCACAUGGGAUUCACUGAGCCCUGAGAUCCACACCAGAGAAGGCACAUCCAGGACGUCUGAGGACAUAGCCACGCAGGCAGGCUCGGUGGCUGCUGCCCCAGGUCGUGUUGGGGGACAGGCUCCUGCCCACGGCCUGGCGGCUGCUUAGGUGACAAAAGCCUGGCUUUGGCCCCGUCUGUGUCUGCGCUCCAGGGCUGCCCAGGUCACCAUCAGAACCUUGCCUUUGGGUUUAUGGCAUCAAGGCUAGGGAGGAGCGGCGACACCUGUCGCCCCAGCAGGUGCCCCCAGCCCGUGGGUCCAGGAUCAGGCUGCUUGCCCUCUGCCGUGACCUGUAAGCUGCAGUGUCCCCAGCGCUCGGGGCUGUCUUCACACUGGGACGGAAGAUGGGCUGCUUGGGCGUGGGAGUGUCCCCUGUGUUAGGUGUACAGAACUGUGUACAAGGCAGGUUAAGUUAUGGAAACUCAGUGACUGUAUUUAAUGCUGAACUACUAGAACUAUUCUAUAUUUAUAUGCUUCAGACUUGUGUAAUAAAAGGCACCCUCCCUUUGGUGUCCAGUGCCCAGUCCUACCCCGGAGGGUGGGGUGGAUUUGCAUAUUUAUUUUUGUCUAUCCUAUAAGCUUAUGUGUCCAGAAUCCUACCUAGGGUUUUAGGAGGCCUUCAGUACUUUUUGAAAUAAAAAUAUUUCCUAUA